Molecule: messenger RNA, 683 nt
Organism: Symbiodinium necroappetens
Lineage: Eukaryota; Dinophyceae; Suessiales; Symbiodiniaceae
Source: the annotation of a GenBank genome assembly
GUGCCCUUCGGGGCGGGGUUCGACAUGUCAUGGAGCUGCUGCUGCUGAGGGCCUGUGGCACCGUGCAGCAGAAUCCGCACAUGCGUGCCUUGGUGAGCGGCGCCGACUCAACGGUUGAGCAGAAGGAGAAGUACAGGCUAGCUUUGGGGAUGCUCCUGGAGCGCUUUGGCCCAGUGAACGUUCAGUGCGGCGUGAUGUCCUUCGAAGCUUUCUGGGUGGCGCUGGUGGCCGCCAUUACGGCUCCGCGGAACUACGUACACGCUGCACAUGAUCUGCUUCUUCAUAGGCUGCGCUGGCGCCACGUUCGUGACCAAUCAGUUCUGGUGCUCGCAGACGUUUGCCCCGAACGUGUGGCCGGCAAGACACAAAGGUCGAUGUGGGACUAUGUCGAGGUGCUGCGGGACUUUCGCGUUGUGGUCAUGAUCUUCCAAUAUUCUGCGUGUCUUAGCACAGAGCUCGCAAAGAGCAAGCAUUUGGUUAACGCGCCUGUGGGUGUAGCACGUUCGCUGAGUGUGGUUACGGCGACGGCGGAUGCUGACUCAACCAAUGUGGAAGCCGGCCUGAGGACAGCCAUUGCCGGCUUCGGCAUGCUGGUUUGCAUCUGUUGGGAUAAAGCUUUCGAGACAGUGGCCGAGGACACUGCUAUGGCCUCCACAACGACCUCUGGAUGGAUGGUAAGCUGA